Gymnogyps californianus (California condor) is the source of this 1774-nucleotide messenger RNA. RefSeq names its product TOX high mobility group box family member 2 (gene TOX2). The record is from RefSeq and is a predicted model, not a curated record. The coding region runs from base 16 to 1554 and encodes 512 amino acids. Lineage: Eukaryota; Metazoa; Chordata; Aves; Accipitriformes; Cathartidae. Gene Ontology annotation, biological process: regulation of transcription by RNA polymerase II. Gene Ontology annotation, cellular component: nucleus. The transcript is spliced from 9 exons. Gene Ontology annotation, molecular function: chromatin DNA binding.
GCCCGCAGCCCCGGCAUGGACGUUAGGUUUUACCCCUCCGCCCCCACCGCCGUGGGCUCCCUGCCCGGUGCCGACCCCACUUGCCUCGGGCCGCUGGAUUAUUAUCACUGCAACAAGUUUGAUGGGGAGAACAUGUACAUGGGAAUGAACGACAACGCCCAGGAGUUUCUAUCGGCAAAUCAGACGUAUAACGGUCAGAAUGAGAAUAACGAAGACUAUGAGAUCCCUCCCAUAACGCCUCCUAAUCUCCCCGACCCUUCCCUCCUGCACUUGGUGGACCACGAAACUGGAUAUCACUCCCUGUGCCACAGCCUCCCUCCGAACAGUCUGAUACCAGCGUACCCCUACCAGAACAUGGACCUGCCAGCCAUCAUGGUCUCCAACAUGUUGAGUCAGGAUGGACAUCUUCUCUCCAGCCAGCUGCCCACGAUCCAGGAGAUGGUCCACUCGGAUGCCACAUCCUAUGAGUCCAACCGUCAAGUGCCCCUGAUCAAUCGCCCCGGGAUGUUAGCCGGCCCCAUGAGCGCUCUCAGCCAGUCACAGCUGAUUUCUCAGAUGGGGAUGCGGAGCAGUGUUACCCACGGUUCCCCAUCGCCCCCGGGAAGUAAGUCUGCUACACCAUCUCCCUCCAGUUCUACUCAGGAAGAGGAGACAGAGUCACAUUAUAAGGUUACUGGAGAGAAAAGACCAUCAACAGACCUGGGCAAAAAGCCCAAAAGCCAAAAGAAGAAGAAAAAGAAGGAUCCCAAUGAGCCCCAGAAGCCCGUGUCAGCCUACGCCCUGUUUUUCAGAGACACGCAAGCAGCCAUCAAAGGGCAAAACCCCAAUGCUACUUUCGGAGACGUAUCGAAAAUUGUUGCGUCGAUGUGGGACAGUUUGGGAGAAGAACAAAAACAAGCAUACAAGAGGAAAACAGAAGCCGCGAAGAAGGAGUACCUGAAAGCCCUGGCAGCGUACCGGGCCAGCCUCGUCUCCAAGAGCUCUGCCGACCAGGGGGAGACGAAAAGUGCCCAGAGCAACCCACCUUCCAAAAUGAUCCCCCCCAAGCAGCCCAUGUACCCGAUGCCGCCGCAGGCUUCCUCGCCCUACCCCGGCCUGGGCUCGUUCCUGUCCCCAUCGGACCUGCAGAACUACCGUGGCCACCCCCACCCCGGCCUCUCCCGGACCCUCACCUCCAAACCCAUGCUGCCCAGCAUCAGUGCCUCCCCGCCGCCCUCCUUCCAGAUCAGCCCCCCCCUCCACCAGCAGCUCUCCUUGCACCACCCGCAGAGCUCCCUCCUCAGCCAGCCCCUCAGCAUGCAGCAGGUCCCCCAGCAGCCCCUCCUGUCCCCCCCCAUGGCACUACAGGUACAGCCCCCCAUGAACGCCUCGCCUCCCGGGCAGCAGGACUUCUCACAUAUUUCGUCUGAGUUUCAAAACAGUGUUGGACCCCGUUCGCCUGGUGCAUCAAACCCUCCAGGAAGCACUGAGUGGGACAACGACUACCCCAGCAGAGAGUGUGGGAUUAACCACUGCAGCAUGCUGCCAAGGGACAAGGCACUCUACCUCACCUAAAACUCACCAUCUCUUUUCGAGGAGGCUCAGACGAAGGACACUUGAGAGGGUCUAUCUUACAGACUACCCGGAGAGGCACCGAGCAAGUCGUACGGACGAGAGAGCUACCACUGCACCUCGUCGCUGGCUUCGUUUCCAGGCUCUAAGAGCAGUUUUCUUUUAUGAUUUUUGAACUCUAAAGUCUACUUUCCAUGGAAGCCCAAAACCUCAUAAAUCAUGA